CCUGAUCCCCAGUCAGGCUACGAGCGGAAUCCGGCGAUGGACGCAACGACGGAGAAGGACACGGCCCCUCUGACGGCGGGUACAGUAGUGGAGGAGAGCAUGGUGGUGGGGAUGGUGAUGCAGGAACCAGUGCAUUCGGCGGAGAGGAAGCCGAAGACGAAGGUGAUGGUGGCGGUGGACGAGAGCGAAGGGAGUUUCUACGCGCUGAGGUGGACGCUGGACCACCAGGUCGGGAGGAGUAGCCCCGCUCCGGCGGCAGACGACGACGAGGAGGUGGAGAUGAUCACGCUCGUUCACGUUCAGCAGCCUUUUCAUCACUAUGCCGUCCCCGCCGGCCCUGCAGGAACAGCGAUGUAUGCAACAUCGGCGGCAGCGGAAUCGGUGAGGAAAGCCCAAGAGGAGAACACGGCCAUCAUAAUGUCCCGUGCUUUGCACAUGUGCAAAGAAUCGAUGGUUAAGGCAGAGACCGUGAUUCUGAUCGGGGACCCGAAGGACAUGAUCUGCCAGGCAACGGAGCAAAUGCAUGUGGAUCUCCUCGUCGUGGGCAGCCGCGGACUCGGCAAGAUCAAAAGGGCAUUGUUAGGGAGUGUGAGCGACUACUGCGCACAUCACGCGAAAUGCCCAAUCCUGAUUGUGAAGCCCCCAAAAGAAGCGAGCAAGCCAUGAGGAAGGGAUCGACGAGAGAGAUCAGGCGGUGGUCGAUGUGCUGAAAAAUUAAGAAUGUAAAUUAUAGAAUGGGUGUAAUAAAUGCGUACUUGUUUCUUGGCAA
This is a messenger RNA of Rhodamnia argentea, 769 nucleotides long. RefSeq names its product universal stress protein A-like protein. The record is from RefSeq and is a predicted model, not a curated record. Bases 37 to 666 code for a protein of 209 amino acids. NCBI's taxonomy places the organism in Eukaryota, Viridiplantae, Streptophyta, Magnoliopsida, Myrtales, Myrtaceae. The transcript has 4 exons.